Octodon degus (degu) is the source of this 2202-nucleotide messenger RNA. RefSeq names its product ATP synthase, H+ transporting, mitochondrial Fo complex subunit s (factor B) (gene Dmac2l). Bases 859 to 1458 code for a protein of 199 amino acids. Lineage: Eukaryota; Metazoa; Chordata; Mammalia; Rodentia; Octodontidae. The record is from RefSeq and is a predicted model, not a curated record. The transcript is spliced from 6 exons.
CGGGCGGGGUUAGGGAGGUGGUGAUGCGCUGCAGUCGUGCUGAGUGCCUAUGUGGCGCGGCUUGAACUCCCCCGCCGAGCUGGCUGGGGUCGCGGAGACAGUCUGGGCUGGUUGCAGUGGAAACGCUCUUUCCGGCGGGCCGGCGGCCUCCUCGUCCGUUGGGCCCCUUCCCGCGCCGCCUUGCCGGGCCUUAGCGGCGGGCUCUCCCGCUGGGGCUCCGGGCGGUGCCCUUCGGUCGGUUACCGAUUCAUCUUGUAAAUACCGAGCGCCUGCUCUUUUGCACCGGCACUGGGUUCCGGAUGAACUAGAUGGCGUAACCUCGGCCAUCACCUAGUAAUCUGGGACCUUUUCUUAAAUUCUGGGCGGAGAUACAGUUGCUUACCUGUCAGGUGAAGGUGGUGGGCGGGGUGAUCUCCAAAGCACCUCUUAGCUCCGCAAGGUGACAGCACUUGUCACCGUGCCAGCGUAAUACCCCGGCUAUUUGCUUGGUGGCAGUUUUUGAUACUUAGGGACAAAUCAGCUGGACAAUUAAAUUAGAUCGAUAAAACUUCAUUGCUGGAAGAACUUGUCUAUUUGAAUCUUGACUCCAGUCGUUUGUCACCUCUAAUUUAGCCCCUGCCCUGUGAACUAGCCCCAUUACACCAGAUUGGGCCCUUCGGAAGUUGAUCACAGUGAAGUGUUAGAUUUUUCACAGCUGGAAAUCAUCUGAGCAAAAUCUUUUAUAAGGGAGAAAACUCAGCAUCAGAGAUGUGGAGCUCCUUGGCUAGACCUUCCCAGCUGCCCUUGCAGUUCCUUAUUCUGUUCCGGUGACCCAAUGAGUACCUUUAUCAUCAGUGAACCUUUAUCAGAGAUCAAACGAUGCUGUUUGGAAAAGUUUCCCAGCAGUUGUGCGGCCUAAAGAAACUCCCAUGGUCAUGUGAUUCCAGAUACUUCUGGGGCUGGCUGAAUGCAGUGUUUAAUAAAGUGGACUAUGACCGCAUCAGGACUGUCGGCCCUGAUAGGGCGGCAUCUGAGUGGCUGCUGCGCUGUGGAGCUGCGGUCCGUUACCAUGGCCAGGAGAGGUGGCAGAAGGACUACAACCACCUCCCAACAGGCCCCCUGGACAAAUACAAGAUUCAAGCCAUCGAUGCGACAGACUCCUGCAUCAUGAACAUUGGAUUUGAUCACAUGGAAGGCCUUGAACGCGUUGAAAAAAUAAGAUUAUGCAAGUGCCAUUAUAUUGAGGACGACUGUUUGCAGAGACUUGGGCAACUUGAAAAAUUACAAAAAAGCCUAUUGGAAAUGGAAAUAAUUUCCUGUGGGAACGUCACAGACAAAGGCAUCAUUGCUUUGCGUCAUUUAAGAAACCUCAAGUAUUUGUUAUUAAGUGAUCUUCCUGGAGUAAGAGAAAAAGAAAACCUUGUCCAAGUUUUUAAGACAACACUGCCAUCUCUUGAACUAAAAUUACAAUUGAAGUAAAAUAAUGUUUUAUUUCAGUAUGAAGGAUUAUUUGGAAAUUUUGGUCCUAAAAGGAACCUAUAUGUAAUCAUCAAUAGAAUUGUAACAAUGGCAUAUCAUAGCAUUUUAGGUACAGGAAAUAAUUUUCAAAUGAAGAAGAUAAAUAUUCAGACAUGACUCACAGAAGUUAUUGAGUUGGAAGUGAGAAAUUAUGUAAUUAAAUCAUUUUAAGAAAAAUGCAAACUAGGUGAUAUUUUAAUUCUAAUGUAUUCCUUAUUUAAUACAAAUGUAUACUGUGUUAUUUAUUGUAGAUAGUGACUAAGAAUUUCUGAGUUCACUGUGCGCCACAGAUAUUCUUUAUUGCAUUUUCACAAUUUUUAUUGCACUCUGUUGUAACUUCAGAGUUACUGAAGCUCAUUACCACAGUGCACAAUGAUGAGGCAGUGAACGAGACUGCAGAUUCCGGGAUGGAGUGGGCGGUGCAGAGAGGCCAGUGGGUUUGCACCUGUGCCUCAGGAUGCUGCAUUCCUGUGUUCUUGGUGGUGCAUAAGCGUUCUCAGAAUGGAUGCUGGCUAGUUAAUUUGUCUGGUAAGCUUAAAAUUGGACAUGAAUACUUGGCUCAGUUCAGAUAGUCUGCUGCUUGCACUGGAACAGAGGUAGCAAUCAUAGACACCACCAGGCUUCACUUCACAUUUUUCUUCAGUCAAAAAUUUUUAUUUGAUGCUGGGUAUGAUGGCACAUGUCUGUAAUCCCAGCACUGGGGAG